AGAUGAUGUUAAAGGGGUAGUUUUGACAGGUGUCAAACUAUGGAUUCAAGUGUCAACAACACUGUGGUAAAAAGUGGUGUUCAGUGUACAUAGAUUUAAAAGUGUUCGAAGUUUUCCCUUGAGAUCAAGAAGCCCCAAUAUUCAAAAUGGACAAUGAAGAUGGAGAGCGUUCACCCAGAGUGGAUGGAGUAAUUCGUGCGGAUAAAAUAGCUGCAUUUGACUACGACGAGGACAAACUUCAUGAAAUGACAGCUUCGUAUUCCGAGAUAUCAUUUGAUUCUCAAUCUUCUCCGCCAGUUUCCGAGCUUCGUUCUCUGAUAGAAUCACCAGAUUUGGAAGGUGGUAAAUACAUGGUUGAAAACCUCGAUAAAACAGACUUAAAUAACCCGAGGCCUGAUAGUUUAGAAUUAAAAAAUGAAAGUACAAGUCCUGAGGAAGAUGAAGAAGUGGAAGAUGUUGACCCUCCAAGUUACCAUAAAGCAAUUGGAUACCUACAAUUGGAAGGUACCGUAAUGCAGGAAGGAGACAUGGUGCUAUUCGUAGCAGAGGAUUUAGAAAACAAGAUAAAACUCUCUAGCCCAGUAACAAAAAAGGGAGAAACUCCAUCAUUUCCAGGAUCCAGAAGUUCAACCCCCUGUCUUUACCGACAAGCACUUGCUCCCCAGCUUCCCAUACUUGAUCAUAAUGUUCUCAAUGAAUUAGAAAUGGAAGCCCGUAAAGUGGCAACAUCCGUUGAUUCUCUCACUGAAAAUCUGGCAGCUAUAUUACACAGUGUAUCAGCAUUGACUGUUGAUUGUUUAGAGACGUACAGAGACGCUGUUUGUAAAACUUGCGACGCCGUUGAUCACAACAUAAAAUCAAUGUACCAGCUGAUGGCCAAAUGUGAAGAACUUUCAAAAUCGAUGGGACCAAUUUACAAACUCGCCGACCGAAUAAAGGAGAUGAAGAGGAUGUUGGAGUUAUUCGAAAGUGCUAUGAAUCUGUGAAAGCCAAUAUCCUUUAUUUCAGCCAGUAUCUCGACUCUCUCUUUCCUCUUAUCGCAAUCAAAAGGAAACAGUCGUAGAAUUCUUGCCAAUUCAUCAAAUCGAGUAAUAAGGACAGUGAAAAAGAGAGCGAAAGAAAAAAAUAGCAAAGCGUAGAAAAAUUAGAAACCGUUGGAACAAGCAAUUUAUUUGUUUUGUUUUUCAUCCAUCAGGCUUAUAUAGACGCGGUUAGGAGGUGAUAUCUUUUCACCUGAGGGUACAAACGGGUAUAUCAAAUAUAUAUACAUUUGUACCGCCGUGCGGCAGCACGUUGUCAUUAGCGUUUACAUUGAGGGGGUUAACGUUCGUUAGUGCUACUAGACAUGAUUACGCGUAAUCUAGUUUCCUCGCUUUUCAACUGUUUCCCUCCUCUCCCAAUCAAUUGACGCGACCCCCUCACUUCUCCUCUACCAUACCAACAAUUUUCCAUUUUCCUUCUCUCAACUUCAGCCCCCUCCUUCGCGUACGCUAUUCAAAUAUCGAGGAAGAAUCUUACCCGAAAAUUUAAGCAAAAAAAUCAUUCAAUUCAAUUCCGAUUAUAUUCCGUUAUAAUUUUCGAAGCCAUAGAUCAGUUUUAUGCUCUACAUCGGUUUUAAUGGGGUGGCUUCGAGAUUCUAAUGGGAAACCUUGCUCGGAGUUGAGCUGAUCUUAUAAAUGAAAAUGUCACAAAUCACCCCGAAGGAGAAGGAGAGGGAGAAGAGGAAGAGGAAGAAGAGGACGAAGAAGAAGGAGAAGAAAUAGAGUGGGUAUUCUGCCAAGGGGUGCUGGAGUCACAUGUAUAUUAUACGUACGGUUUUUUUCUACAACAAUAAUAAUCAUAAGAUUUAUUUUUUCCGCGUAUAUAUAUAUAUAAGCUCCUUUUUGCGCGACUCCAUCUUUUCUGCGUUCAGUGGGGGGGACUUGGAUUAACGCCACUUUUUUCAUCCGCUAAAAUUUAACCCAAUCCCGAACGAACCCUCUUCCGCGAAUGACCCGAUAGAAUCACCACGACGUCCAAUAAAUAUGUUAAUUCCAUUACGCGUCGUUUGAAUUAUUAAACGGGAUAUCGAGUCAACGGAUUUUCUCUACGAAUCCAUUAGUCCCUCCCCCGUUCUCCCUCCCACUCGAAAUCUACGAGCUAACCCCGGAAAAUAGAUUGAGGAAAAGAUUUCGGAUUUUAGUCAUCGACUCGAUCGGUUCCUCUUCUGAUCAUCGGCUAUUUCGAUUCCUUGAAAUUAUAAAAUUAGUGCUUAAAUUUUAAUAUUCGUGGUUGUAUAUAUAGUUAUAUGUACAUUUGUUUAAUAUCAAACGAAUACCCACGUUGAUGUUUUUAAUUAUCGUUAUUAUUAAGAUUAUUAUUAAUAUCAAUCUGUUGAAUGAAAAAUUUGUACAAUAAUUAUUAAUUAUUUAAAUGAUGAGAAAAAAAAAAAAACAGAGAAAAUUAGAAAUAAAUGUAAAAUAUCUAGUUACAAAAUAAAUAGAUACUUCGUAUCAGGUGGUAUUCUCGUAA
Messenger RNA from Athalia rosae (coleseed sawfly), 2511 nucleotides. RefSeq names its product BLOC-1-related complex subunit 6 (gene BORCS6). Lineage: Eukaryota; Metazoa; Arthropoda; Insecta; Hymenoptera; Athaliidae. Gene Ontology annotation, cellular component: BORC complex. The record is from RefSeq and is a predicted model, not a curated record. The coding region runs from base 147 to 986 and encodes 279 amino acids. Gene Ontology annotation, biological process: lysosome localization. The transcript has 4 exons.